CUUAAGUAUUUUCAUCUAAAGUUGCCGUUCCGAUUCAGACUACACGAGCAUUAUACUGCAUCAAUAUUGCAACACGACUUUUCUGCCGACUUCAUUACCGCGUCAAAAGUCAAAAUCGAAGUUUCUGCCCGGAUGUUUGACACUGUGUGGAUGUGGAUGCUUAAGCCGGACGCGAACCGUUCUAGCACGAAGCACGUGCCAUCCUUAUCUAACCUUGAAAGUGUCCUUUGGAAGCAUUUAAUCGUUGUGCGAUUAUGCGAUUGCUGAUUGCAGCAAUAAUAAUAAUUGUAUUAUCUGAUAUUGUAUUUUGUUAUCAUUUGACAGAUAAAUAUAUUGCACUUAUUACAGAUAACUGUUGUAGCAAGAAGUCUUGAGUAACUUCAGCCUGCGACUUUAUCUGAGCAUUUUUUUUUCGGCUUGCUACUAACUUCCAAAGCCUGUUGGAGAUUUUUACGUUCGCAACCAAUUAUCUUCUUUUCUCACCAAACGAUGACAUACUCGUUAUCAUAACAUAAUAAUCUUAACAAUUAUCCCGUCUGUUGAUUUAUCCUCUUUUCACGCAUAAGCGGAGCAAUAAAUAGAGGAUCAGGGGAGCAUAUAUUAUUAUGAUCAAAUAAAUUGAUGAGUACCAACAUAUUUAUGAGACAGAUGAGAAGCCAACUGAUUUGUUUUUAUGUUAGCAGUAUCCAAAAUAACAUAUUGAUCGAAAUAACAAAAAACUGGAAUCUACGAGUUUUUUUGUGAUCGUAUAAUUACCUAAAAACUUGUAUCAUAUAAAUUUACAACCUCACUUGUAUGCUUUGUCUUAUUCCAGGCUGCUGACAAUACCUUUAAAAUAUUUGUUUGCCAAAAAUAUCAGAUUAGCCGUUUCUGCGUGAAAGAGUAACAAACAUAGGUACUUAGAUUGUUUUAUUUAGUUCAUAUAUCCUCCUAUCACAUUUAUUGUAUUAGUAGGGUAAUUACGUUCAGAUUAGCUGUUAAUUUUGUCAUUGAUAACAAAAAUGAAAUAAGAAUUUACAAGGUUUAUUUACGUUCAGUAUUUAAUAUGUUAAGCAUUGUACUAGUUGUUCUCUUUGCUUCUCUCGCGUACCUUUACGGAACGAGAAGUUUUAAGUACUGGGUGGAGCGAGGUGUGAAACAUGACAAGCCCUUGCCGGUGUUUGGCAACGCGCUGGAUAAGUUCCUUCAGAAGAUCAGCCUGUGCGACCUGUAUUCCGAGGCCUACAGAAAAUUCCCCAAUGAAAAAUUUGUAGGGCUAUACUUAGCUAAUGAUCCAAAGUUGAUCCUGCGAGACCCUGAACUUAUCAAGCACGUGUUAAUAACCGAUUUCCAGCAUUUUCAUGCUCGUGGAAUCCUGCCACUGGAGAAUGAUCUCGAGCCAAUGUUUAGGAAUAUUUUCUUUGCCGAUGGGGAUUUGUGGAAACUUUUGAGGCAACGGCUGACUCCCGCAUUUACAUCUGGCAAGUUGAAAGCCAUGUUUACCUUGAUCGUUGAAAGAGCUGAAAAACUGCAGACUAUAGUUAUUGACACGGCUGAGGACGGUGUCGAAGUAGAUAUGCGAGACCUGAUGGCGAGGUAUACGACUGACCUUAUAGGAGCAUGCGGUUUUGGCAUAGAUGCUGAUAGCUUGAUUGAUGAAAAUUCGACGUUCCGACAACUUGGAAAGCGGUCUUUCAAAAGAACAAAGCGGGAUGGUUUCGUGGCUAUGCUUAAAUUUAUAGCACCCAAGCUUUUUAGAAAACUUCACUUUUUAGCACCUGAAAUAGAAGAGUAUACAAUGUCGAUAGUGACGGAUAUACUCGAAAAGCGGAAUUAUAUGCCUAUUGGACGCAAUGACUACGUAGAUUUAUUACUAGAAUUAAAACAGAAAGGGACUAUGGUUGGAGAGUCUUUGGAAAAACGAAAUCCUGAUGGAACUCCAGAGAACGUACAGUUAGAGUUAGAUUUAAUAUUGAUGGCUUCUCAGAUACUAGUUUUCUUCAUAGCGGGGUUUGACACAUCAUCCUCAGCCAGUAGCUACCUGCUGCAUCAGCUCGCCUUCCACUCUGACGCUCAGAAGAAAUGUCAGAAGGAGAUAGAUGAAGUACUGACUCGACACGGGAGGUUAUGUUAUGAAGCUGUUGAAGAGCUAAAGUAUUUAAAAAUGUGUUUUAGAGAAGCUAUGCGCAUGUUUCCAUCCAUCGGUUAUCUGAUGAGACGGUGCACCGGACGCUACACAUUCCCGGGAACCAGUGUGACCAUCGACGAGGGUAUCGGCGUCGUGGUACCCAUACAUGCUAUACAGAACGAUGAACAAUACUUUCAGGAUCCAAGUGAGUUUAAGCCGGAGCGGUUUAGCCCUGAGAACGUGAGCAGUAUGCCAAAUCAUGUGUACCUGCCUUUCGGAGAGGGACCCAGGGCGUGCAUAGGUGAGCGGCUAGGCAUGUUGCAGUCACUGGCAGGAGUGGCAGCGGUACUGCAGCGUUGCUCUGUAGAACCAGGACCCACUACUGUUGGGACUCCCGUCACAGAUCCCACUUCCACAAUUACUCAACUUAUCCGCGGAGGCCUACCGCUGGCAAUACGAGUUAGGAAUCCUCAGGAGAAAAGAAAAGAAAAUAAUUAGUUCAUGUUCUUUUGCUACUCACGUAAAACAGGAGCCCUUAUUCCGAUAGUAAUUUAUUGUAAUCAAUCAUUUAUGGAUAAAAAUAAAGUAUAAAAUAAUGAAAAUAGGUCUCAAAGUUUCUGUCAAAUUUUAAUUUGUUUUUAAGUUUUAGCUAU
This is a messenger RNA of Cydia pomonella (codling moth), 2760 nucleotides long. RefSeq names its product cytochrome P450 6B1-like. NCBI's taxonomy places the organism in Eukaryota, Metazoa, Arthropoda, Insecta, Lepidoptera, Tortricidae. Bases 1046 to 2605 code for a protein of 519 amino acids. The record is from RefSeq and is a predicted model, not a curated record. The transcript has 4 exons. Gene Ontology annotation, molecular function: iron ion binding; monooxygenase activity; oxidoreductase activity, acting on paired donors, with incorporation or reduction of molecular oxygen.